AUGGUCUUGGGAUUGCAUAAACUGCCGAACAGCACCCAUUUUCUUGUCCACUCCCUACGUAUGGUUUGCUUUAAGGACAUCUUGUCUGGGGACCCGGAAAAUGGGAAGGCAAUGUUAGAGCUUGAUGACUGCACCCUGCAAUUGUCUCACAAUGGUACCUAUCUGGAUCUAGAAUCGACCCUAGCAGAACAAAGAGAUGAAUUGGAAGGCUUCCAGGAGGAUGCUGGGAGGGGCAAGAAGCACAGUAUAAUUCUGAGGACCCAGCUGUCGGUGAGAGUCCAUGCCUGCAUUGAAAAACUUUACAAUUCCAAUGGACGGGAGCUGAGACGGGCACUUUUCUCCUUGAAACAAAUAUUUCAGGAUGACAAGGACUUGGUUCAUGAGUUUGUUGUCGCUGAAGGUCUGACUUGCUUAAUCAAAGUGGGAGCAGAGGCUGACCAGAAUUAUCAGAACUACAUCCUGAGAG
This is a messenger RNA of Egretta garzetta (little egret), 466 nucleotides long. RefSeq names its product FH1/FH2 domain-containing protein 3-like. Gene Ontology annotation, cellular component: cytoplasm; cytoskeleton. Gene Ontology annotation, molecular function: actin filament binding. The annotation marks the transcript as partial. The record is from RefSeq and is a predicted model, not a curated record. Lineage: Eukaryota; Metazoa; Chordata; Aves; Pelecaniformes; Ardeidae. Gene Ontology annotation, biological process: cardiac myofibril assembly; cortical actin cytoskeleton organization; sarcomere organization. The transcript is spliced from 5 exons.